Molecule: messenger RNA, 2402 nt
Organism: Hipposideros armiger (great roundleaf bat)
Lineage: Eukaryota; Metazoa; Chordata; Mammalia; Chiroptera; Hipposideridae
Gene: RPS6KA4
Product: ribosomal protein S6 kinase A4
Exons: 18
Coding region: 108-2402 (764 amino acids)
Biological process (GO): protein phosphorylation; intracellular signal transduction
Molecular function (GO): magnesium ion binding; ATP binding; protein serine/threonine kinase activity
Source: RefSeq, a predicted model, not a curated record
CAACUCGGCCGGGAGGCGGCACCAGGAAGCGCCCGCCCCGGCCGGAGCCGCCAUGUAACCGGCGCCGCCCGGAGCCGAGCUGUGCGGGCCCCAGCGACCCGCCCGCCAUGGGGGACGAGGACGAGGACGAGGGCUGUGCUGUGGAGCUGCGGAUCACGGAAGCCAACCUGACUGGGCACAAGGAGAAGGUGAGCGUGGAGAACUUCGAGCUGCUCAAGGUGCUGGGCACGGGAGCCUACGGGAAGGUGUUCCUAGUACGGAAGGCGGGUGGGCACGACGCGGGGAAGCUCUAUGCCAUGAAGGUGCUGCGCAAGGCUGCGCUGGUGCAGCGCGCCAAGACGCAGGAGCACACGCGUACCGAGCGCUCAGUGUUGGAGCUGGUGCGCCAGGCGCCCUUCCUGGUCACGCUGCACUACGCCUUUCAGACCGAUGCCAAGCUGCACCUCAUCCUGGACUAUGUGAAUGGUGGUGAGAUGUUCACCCACCUCUACCAGCGCCAGCACUUCAAGGAGGCUGAGGUGCGCGUGUAUGGGGGCGAGAUUGUGCUGGCUCUCGAACACCUGCACAAGCUGGGCAUCAUCUACCGAGACCUGAAGCUGGAGAACGUGCUGCUUGACUCUGAGGGCCACAUCGUCCUUACGGACUUUGGGCUGAGCAAGGAGUUCCUGACGGAGGAGAAAGAGCGAACCUUCUCCUUUUGUGGCACUAUCGAGUACAUGGCCCCAGAAAUCAUCCGCAGCAAGUCGGGGCAUGGCAAGGCCGUGGACUGGUGGAGCCUGGGCAUCCUGCUCUUUGAGUUGCUGACGGGGGCCUCACCCUUCACGCUGGAGGGUGAGAGGAAUACGCAGGCAGAGGUGUCUCGACGGAUCCUGAAGUGCUCCCCUCCCUUCCCCUCUCGGAUCGGGCCUGUGGCGCAGGACCUGCUUCGGCGGUUACUUUGCAAGGACCCCAAGAAGCGGCUGGGUGCGGGGCCCCAGGGGGCGCAGGAAGUCAAGAAUCACCCCUUCUUCCAGGGCCUGGAUUGGGCUGCUCUGGCUGCCAGGAAGAUUCCAGCUCCAUUCCGACCCCAGAUCCGCUCAGAGCUGGAUGUGGGCAACUUUGCAGAGGAGUUUACUCGGCUAGAGCCUGUCUAUUCACCCCCUGGCAGCCCCCCAUCUGGGGACCCUCGCAUCUUCCAGGGAUAUUCUUUUGUGGCACCCUCCAUCCUGUUUGACCACAACAAUGCGGUGAUGACUGAUGUGCUGGAAGCGCCUGGUGCUGGAGACCGGCCCGGCCGGGCAGCGGUGGCCAGGAGUGCCAUGAUGCAGGACUCCCCCUUCUUCCAGCAGUAUGAGCUCGACCUCCGGGAGCCCGCACUGGGCCAGGGCAGCUUCUCUGUGUGUCGCCGCUGCCGCCAGCGCCAGGGAGGUCUGGAGUUUGCCGUCAAGAUCCUCAGCCGCAGGCUGGAGGCGAACACACAGCGCGAAGUGGCCGCCCUGCGUCUGUGCCAGUCUCACCCCAAUGUGGUGAAGCUGCAUGAGGUGCAUCAUGACCAGCUGCACACGUACCUGGUCCUGGAGCUGCUGCGGGGCGGGGAGCUGCUGGAGCACAUCCGCAAGAAGCGGCACUUCAGCGAGUCUGAGGCCAGCCAGAUCCUGCGCAGCCUCGUGUCGGCCGUCAGCUUCAUGCAUGAGGAGGCGGGCGUGGUGCACCGUGACCUCAAGCCGGAGAACAUUCUGUACGCUGACGACACGCCUGGAGCACCCGUGAAGAUCAUCGACUUCGGGUUUGCGCGGCUGCGCCCUCAGAGCCCCGCAGGGCCCAUGCAGACGCCCUGCUUCACCCUGCAGUACGCAGCCCCUGAGUUGCUAGCGCAGCAGGGCUACGAUGAGUCCUGCGACCUCUGGAGCCUCGGCGUCAUUCUGUACAUGAUGCUGUCGGGGCAGGUCCCCUUCCAGGGGGCGUCAGGCCAGGGCGGGCAGAGCCAGGCGGCCGAGAUCAUGUGCAAGAUCCGCGAGGGGCGCUUCUCCCUCGAUGGGGAGGCCUGGCAGGGCGUGUCUGAGGACGCCAAGGAGCUGGUCCGAGGGCUCCUAACUGUGGAUCCCGCCAAGCGGCUGAAGCUUGAGGGACUGCGAGGGAGCUCGUGGCUGCAGGAUGGCAGCGCGCGCUCAUCACCCCCGCUCCGGACUCCUGAUGUGCUGGAGUCGUCGGGGCCUGCUGUGCGCUCAGGGCUCAACGUCACCUUCAUGGCGUUCAACCGGGGCAAACGCGAGGGCUUCUUCCUGAAGAGCGUGGAGAACGCACCACUGGCCAAGCGGCGGAAACAGAAGCUGCGGAGCGCUGCCACCUCCCGCCGGGUCUCCCCGGUGCCUGCUGCCCCAGGCCGGGCCCCUACUGCCAAGGGGAACUUUAGGUUUCUGUAA